ACUCCCAACCAUCCCCUUCUACUCUUUUAACGGCCAACUCCCUCCCUGCUCCGGCAUAAAUACCCUCUAUCUCCACCACUCUCUCCGCCCACAAAAAAAAAAAACCCCUUUUCUCAAUAUCUCUCUCACUUUCUCUCCGCCGCCAAUGUCUCAAAUAUUCCACAGCCGCGUGAAGCCCAUCACCAAGCUAACUGCGGUGUCCAGCAACCCAAGCGUCUCGGGUCGUGUCUACCCGCUUUCGGCCGCGGACCACGCUCUGGCCCGGCACAGCGCCGCCGUUGUCAUGUACUACAGCGAGAAUCCGUUUGGGUCGUUUAUUCUGGACCCGAUGAGAGAGUCGCUCUCGAAGGUUCUGACGCUGUACCCGACAGUGACGGGUCGGUUGACCCGAACUGAAAAUGGGAACUGGGCGGUGAAAGGGAAUGACGCCGGAGUUAGGGUUACGAUGACGAAGGUGGGGAGCAGUCUUGAUGAGUGGCUCAGAUCUGCCGAUUCGGUUGAGGAAAGAGAUCUGGCGGCUUUUGAUGAAAUGCCGGAGGAUCCGUAUAUAUGGUCGCCGUUCCGUAUUCAGAUCAAUGAGUUUGAAGGAGGGGGUGUGGCCAUUGGAGUGAGCUUCACUCACCUAAUUGCAGAUCCAACCUCUGCAACUUUUCUCUUGAAAACAUGGGCAGAUGCGCAUCGAGGAGGACCCGUUUCGCCACCGCUUUUCACCAAACCGUCGUCGCUUGGAGAUGGAGAAAAAAUCCCCAACAUAGCCACAAAAUCAACUUCUUUCUAUGCCAACAAGUCCAAAUUAGAUAAUCACAUUGUUUCUCCUACCAAAAUGUCCUCAGUUACCUUCAAAUUCUCCAACACAACAAUCAAUCAAUGCCUCUCAAAAAUCAAACCCCAUUGUCCUAAUGCCACCCCUUUUGAUUUUCUUGCUUCACUCUUUUGGAAACAAAUCCUCAAAAUAAAGAGUAAUUCCCCCAACAGUGAACACAACAACAACAACAACAAUAAUCACUCAUUAUCAAUAUGCUCUGACAUCAGAAACUCAUUCCAAUCCUCAAAUUCACAAAGAUGCUACUUUGGAAAUGCUCUACACAUAUCACAACUUACUAUAGAUCCAAAAGAAAUGGAGCAACAUGAAUUGGGACAGAUUGUGGAGUUAGUACACAACCAUUUAGAAAGGCUUGGUGAAGAGGAAGAAGAGACUUGGUCUGCUAUGGAAUGGCUAGAGUCUCAGAAGGAAAAAGAUGGGAAAUACGUGAUGCCGUUCAAGAUGUAUGGUCCGGAGUUGAGUUGUGUAAGUAUGGAACAUAUGAUGAUGAUGAUGAAGAAGGGAAAUGAUAAUGAGUCUUUGAGUUAUGCAACAAAGUUUGUGAAGGAUUCAAAGCCUGUUCAUGUAUCUUAUAAUAUUGGGAAUGUUGAAGGUGAAGGAUUGAUAAUUGUAAUGCCUUCAAACGAAGGAGGGGUAGCAAGGAAUGUGGUGGUGAUGUUACCUUCAGAAAGGGAAGUGGAUGAGCUUUGUGAAGAUCAAGCCAUUUUGAGCUUCAACCCAACAAUGAUCCUUGGUGGAAGACACAAAUAAUCUUAAUUAUUAACAAUCUAGUUUUUGUUUGUUUUUACUUGCUUUUUGGUGUGUGAAUGUGUACUCUAUUUAUUUAGAGUGGUAUUAAUAUAAGAGCAUAUGUCUUUUUCUAGCAAAUUUGUAGAAAUAAAAAUUUAAUAAGGAACAAUUUAAUCUUUAUAUUUUAUAAUUUAAUAAAAGUGUAAACUAAGGAUAUUAGAAUA
Messenger RNA from Cucumis sativus (cucumber), 1776 nucleotides. RefSeq names its product protein ECERIFERUM 26-like. The record is from RefSeq and is a predicted model, not a curated record. The coding region runs from base 146 to 1573 and encodes 475 amino acids. Lineage: Eukaryota; Viridiplantae; Streptophyta; Magnoliopsida; Cucurbitales; Cucurbitaceae. The transcript has 2 exons. Gene Ontology annotation, molecular function: acyltransferase activity, transferring groups other than amino-acyl groups.